UGUAUGUAUUAAAGUGCAUCAAAAAGUGCAAAAAAAUAAACCAAUGUUAUUGGAAAAGUAUUAAUAAUAACUAUAACACAUAGCCUAGUGAUUCAAACUUAUCUAGAAGGGUUCAAACUGAGACAAAUGAUUAUGAUGAAGUAGAAUAAGAUAUUCAGACAUUCUAAGAUAUAUCCAAUUUCAAGCUUCGCAAUAAACUUAUAUCUUUUAAUAAACCAGCUAAAAAACCUAUAAUGAAAGAUUUUAAUACUUAAUAUCAAUAAUGUUUAAAAAAUGAGAACUAAACUAAACCAAUAUCUGAAGCUGUUAAAAAAUAUUAGAAACCUUAAGGAAUAGAUAAAAUCAAUACUAAAUCAUUAUUGAUCCCUUCAAAGACAACUAGACAAGAUUAUUCAACUUAUACUUACUAAAAUAUUAAAGCCAUUGGCAGUGGGUCGUUUGGUACAGUCUAUAAAGUAUAUAAUAAAUAAAGAUUUAUAGUCAAAAGUAAAUGAAACAGGAGAAAUAGUGGCAAUUAAGAAAGUAUUGUAGGAUAAAAGAUACAAAAACAGAGAGUUAUAAAUACUUUAAGAAUUAAAUCAUCCUAAUGUAGUUAAACUAAAGUAUGCUUAUUUCACACCUUCAGAUAAUAAAGAUGAGACAUAUUUGAAUGUAGUUAUGGAUUAUUUUCCAGAAUCAUUAUAUUCUUACAAUAAAUCAUUUAGAUAAGCAUAGGCCAGAAUGCCUGAAAUAUUAGUGAAAAUUUAUUCAUAUUAACUGCUAAGAUCAAUUUAGUAAGAAAUUAUAAAAUAUUUAGUUAUAUAUCAUUGUUAUCCAUAUGUCAUAGAGAUAUAAAGCCUCAUAAUAUUUUAGUUAAUCCUAAUCAUCAUAAACUUUAACUAUGUGAUUUUGGGAGUGCAAAAAAACUUGUAAAAACAGAAUCAAAUAUUUCUUACAUUUGUUCAAGAUGUUACAGGGCUCCAGAAUUAAUAUUUGGAGCUGUGAAUUAUGAUACUUAAAUUGAUGUUUGGUCAGUUGGUUGUGUGAUAGCUGAGUUAUUUAAUGGAGAACCUCUAUUUUUAGGUGAUAGUGCUGUUGAUUAGUUAAUUGAGAUCAUUAAAGUACUUGGAACUCCAAACAAGACUCAAGUACUAAGUAUGAAUUCAGAAUAUGAUAUGUAAUAAUAUAAAUUUCCAUAAAUUAAAGCAAGGGAUUGGAAAAGAGUAUUUAAUUUUAAUAUUUAGGUGAUAAAAACAAAUGAUAAUUUGGCUACUGAUCUAGUUUCUAAAUUACUUGUAUAUUGUCCAAAAACAAGAUUUACUCCAAUUCAAGCAUUAUGUCAUCCCUAUUUUGAUUAAUUAAGAGAUAUACAUUAAAUGAAAUAACUUCAAGAAAUCUAUAACUUCAAAAUUUAAGAAUUGUUUGAGUUUAGUAAUUGUAAGUUAUUUUUAAUAAUUAUCAUUAGUUGAAACUAAUAAAAUGACUAAUGAUGAAAUUAAAAAGUUAAUUCCUGAUUGGAUUAGCAGUAGUUCUUCUAAAAUUGUUAAGACAAUAGAUUGA
Paramecium pentaurelia is the source of this 1539-nucleotide messenger RNA. The record is from the annotation of a GenBank genome assembly. NCBI's taxonomy places the organism in Eukaryota, Ciliophora, Oligohymenophorea, Peniculida, Parameciidae.